GAAACCCAGUCUUUUUCAUCGGUGGGUGGAGAAGAGAAAUAGACAGACGUGGUUGAGAGAUAGAAAGAGAGAGAGAGAGAGUCUGCUUGAGAUCAGGGGGUUGAGAGCGAAAACUGUGAAAACAAGAUCGAGGUUUUAUACUAGUUUGGGGAUAGUUGUAGUGAUAGUACAUAUAGUUGCAGAAGCAUUCGGAUAACAAAAAUGCCUUGCCUGAACCUGUCUACUAACGUCAACCUGGAGGGUGUUGACACCUCCUCCAUUCUCUCUGAAGCCACAUCUACCGUCUCCAAAGUCAUCGGCAAACCUGAGGCUUAUGUGAUGAUUGUGCUGAAGGGUUCUGUACCGAUGUCAUUUGGUGGGACGGAGCAGCCAGCAGCCUAUGGUGAGGUUGUGUCUGUUGGGGGCCUCAACCCUGAUGUAAACAAGAAGCUGAGUGCUGCUAUUUCAAACAUACUUGAAACCAAGUUAUCUGUGCCCAAAAAACGGUUCUUCCUGAAAUUUCAUGACUCCAAGGGCUCCGACUUUGGAUGGAAUGGGUCCACCUUUUAGGUUUUUCUUGCUUCCGUUUUUGCUGCUGGGAAAACCAUCUUGAACUUGUUGUGGAUUGGAUGUAUGCAUUGAACAAACUAUCUUGCACUGAUUGUGAACUUGAUGUGUGCAUGGAACAAAGCAACUUUUUAUCUGUCUGGUAAUAUGGGAUUCUCACUUUUGUGGUGAAACUAGUAGUAUGAUAUUAUAUCUGGGUUCCAUUUAACUGUGUAGAGCAUCAUUCAAUGCUGCUUCUAUAUGGACUUUACUCAACUAACCCAUGUGUUUUAUAGCUGUGUUAGCCAUAUGACAAUGCUUGUAAAUCUUUGUUCUCUU
Messenger RNA from Ilex paraguariensis (yerba mate), 864 nucleotides. Lineage: Eukaryota; Viridiplantae; Streptophyta; Magnoliopsida; Aquifoliales; Aquifoliaceae. The record is from the annotation of a GenBank genome assembly.